This is a messenger RNA of Ailuropoda melanoleuca (giant panda), 4602 nucleotides long. It is a transcript of the gene DOC2B, whose product is annotated as double C2 domain beta. The coding region runs from base 334 to 1134 and encodes 266 amino acids. Gene Ontology annotation, cellular component: synapse; membrane. The transcript is spliced from 10 exons. NCBI's taxonomy places the organism in Eukaryota, Metazoa, Chordata, Mammalia, Carnivora, Ursidae. The record is from RefSeq and is a predicted model, not a curated record. Gene Ontology annotation, biological process: regulation of calcium ion-dependent exocytosis; spontaneous neurotransmitter secretion; exocytosis.
GCGCGUCCCGCCGCGGCCAGCGCUGGCCGCCGCAGCCCCUCCGACGGCGCCCGCGACGACGACGAGGAUGUCGACCAGCUCUUCGGAGCCUACGGCGCCAGCCCGGGCCCCAGCACCGGCCCCAGCCCGGCGCGGCCGCCCGCCAAGCCGCCCGAGGACGAGCCGGACGCCGACGGCUACGAGUCGGACGACUGCACUGCCCUGGGCACACUGGAUUUCAGCCUGCUCUACGACCAGGAGAACAACGCCCUGCACUGCACCAUCAGCAAGGCCAAGCCAUGCUGUUCCUUCACCCCCUGCAUCGAUCCCUCUGGGAGGAAGGUGCCAAAGUUGAUGUUCUCUCGCAAGGGCCUGAAGCCGAUGGACCACAACGGGCUGGCAGACCCCUACGUCAAGCUGCACCUGCUGCCGGGAGCCAGCAAGGCAAAUAAACUCAGAACGAAAACUCUCCGAAACACUCUGAACCCCACGUGGAAUGAGACCCUCACUUACUACGGGAUCACGGACGAAGACAUGAUUCGAAAGACCCUGCGGAUCUCCGUGUGCGAUGAGGACAAAUUCCGCCACAAUGAGUUCAUCGGGGAGACGCGCGUGCCCCUGAAGAAGCUGAAAGCCAACCACACCAAGACGUUCAGCGUCUGCCUGGAGAAGCAGCUGCCGGUGGACAAGACUGAAGACAAGUCCCUGGAGGAGCGGGGCCGGAUCCUGAUCUCCCUCAAGUACAGCUCACAGAAGCAGGGCCUGCUGGUCGGCAUCGUGCGCUGCGCCCACCUGGCUGCCAUGGACGCCAACGGCUACUCGGACCCCUACGUGAAGACAUACCUGAAGCCAGAUGUGGACAAGAAAUCUAAACAUAAGACAGCAGUAAAGAAGAAGACCCUGAACCCCGAAUUCAACGAGGAGUUCUGUUAUGAGAUUAAGCAUGGGGACCUGGCCAAGAAGACCCUGGAAGUCACUGUUUGGGAUUAUGACAUUGGAAAAUCCAACGAUUUCAUUGGCGGCGUGGUUCUGGGCAUCAACGCUAAGGGCGAGCGCCUGAAGCACUGGUUUGACUGCCUGAAGAACAAGGACAAGCGGAUAGAGCGCUGGCACACGCUCACCAGCGAGCUCCCGGGGGCCGUGCUCAGCGACUGACCAGCCCCCACCUGCCGCCGCACCCGCCCCUGCCCGUCUCCUGGCCCGGCACCCGCCUGGCCCCGGGCCUCCUCAGCCACCACCAAGGGCCUCGGCCCUCAUCUUGCGGGAGAUCCAGGACGCCUGCUCGGACACCGGGCCGCUGCUCAGAGGCCGUGGCGGGCUCAGCCACUCCAGGGACAGCAAGGCCAGCUGGGCCCGCUUUCAGCCCCUGAGGCCCAAGAGGGCAGGAGAUGGGAGAGGACCGUGGCCUCAGCACCCACCCCAGGGAAGGGAAUGGGGCUGUCUCGGGGGCUGAGGGCCCUAGUGGAGGUCAGCAGUGAGGCACAGGGACCCCAAGCUGAGAGAACAGGAGUGCAGGGGCGCCUUGGCAGGGCCAGUGAGAACUCCAGAGAGGGACAUUAGGGAGAGGGGCAUGGGGGGAAGGAGACUUGGGAAAGUAUUCCCCAAAGGAGGUUCUUACUACAUCCGGUCCUCGCUGGCCUUACUGGGCAGCUGGAGAAAAGCUGACCCGAGAGCAAGGAGUGGUAAAGUUCCUAUAGGCUCUCACUGAACAUGGGCAAUUGGCAAGCACUUCACUCAGUGAUUGCACGAGCCCUCGGAGAUGAAUGAGACCCAGGGCCUGCCCUCUAAUCCUCCUUGUCUAAUCAAGGAGCUAAAAACAAACCAUUACAACAGGGAGUGAGGAAUACCAAGGCCAGGCUGACAUACCUGUGAGUGCCAUGGACUCUGACUCUGCUGGGAGGCAGGGAGGGCUUCCUGGAGGAGGUGAUGCUUCAGCAAGGCCUUGAGGGGUGAGUGGAGUUUCUGGGCAGACAAAGGGGAAGGGCAAUGUGUGCAGCGGGAAUGACCUAUAAAAGCCUAGGGGGGAAGUAUAGUGAUUGGGCUCGGGUCGCUGUGCAAGACUUGGGGUCUCACUCUGGAGACAGAGUGUGUUAGGACAGGAGUGGGGCCUUGAGGUGAUGUCACCCACCCCUGGCCUGCCAGGCUAGCCCCAGCUCAUAGCUUUGGGGGAGGCGAUGGAGCACUGUGGUGAAUCGGAUGUUGGGGCAGGGUCAAGUUCAGUCCUCAGACCAAGUACUCCCACCUUUAGUCUUUCUCCUUCCAAGAAACUUGGAGGAUGGAUCUUCCUCUCAUUCUUACCAGCUCAAGCAUGAGGUCAGCUGUAAUCAAGAAGAGGGUUUCCCACACACACACUUUUCCUCAUGAAAAGAAGCAAAAAGUCCUCAUCUCCACCUUCUUCUUCCCUUCAUCCACCCCCCUUCUGAGUUCAGGGCUGGGGAGUAAGGGGUCCAGGUGAAUGCCCACACAUCCUGGCCCUACUGUGGCCACGGAUGUCCCUUUCAGGAGUGCUGGGUGGCAGUCCAGGGCCUCCUUUUUGAGAAGGCCUGUGAGGCUGGCUCCUACCUCCAGGAGCUUGAGAGACACACCCUGCCUGGUGGGCCUGGCACCCUGAGUCGGGUUGAGGGCAGAAUUUUGGGGCCCAGGUGUGAAGCCCCAAGUUUUUCCUGCCUACCAAGGGGCCUUCAAGGCUGCUAUAUGAACAAAUGCAGAACCAGGGAAUUUCUGUUUGCCCCAGCACUGCACUAAUGGAACACAGAGGCCCAGAGAGGGAAAGCGACCCACCUGAGUGAGGCCUCCCUGCCCUCCCGGCCAGGCUUCCUGGCCCCUGCCUCAGGCCCAGGCCCAGGCCCAGCCCCAGCCCCAGCGCCAAGCUCUGGACACCACACUUCAAGGGAAGGAAGGUGCUGGGCUCCUGUUAGCUGCCUGCCUGGGGCUCAGCCCUGCCUGCUGCAGACACAAAGCACAUCACCAUCUGAGGCCUAGGGUGAUGAUGCGAAUUCCACCAAGUGCCCAUGAGCCUGUUCCCAUUCUGCAGGGACAACGGGACUCCGGCCCCCACACAGCACCUGGCAACUUUGCUGGUCACGGAGCCUUGGUUUUCCUGUCUUUAAGGUGGCUUUGUGUAAAGGGUUUACAUGCACUGUCUUAAUGGAUUUUCACAAUUCUGUGAGGUGGGUCUGUCAUCCUCAUUUGACAGAUGAAGAAGCAGAUCAGGCUGAGGAGUUUGUCAGUGUCACACAGCAGGGAAAGGGCAAACCAGGCCUCGGCCUCGGCCCUGGUCCCGUGCCUGCCACAUGCUCUGGUUGUCGGAGAGCUAGUACUCCCCAGUCCUCUCCCUCCUGGGCUGAGGAGGGCUCAGCAGAUAUAUUCAGAAGACUCGGGAAGCUCUGGUGCGUGAUGCAGGGGUGGGACCAGAGCGCUGUCCUGCUCCCUCAUCCCCUAGAUGGCUUUGAAAUCACUGAUGCACUUAGAGCUUCCCCAGAGGUCCCCACCCCCAGGCCUGGAACUCAGCUAUCCCUCCCCAGCCUCUGAGUCUGUGGGUCAGGACUUCCUCCUCACGGGGGCUGAGGCAAAGGCUCCUCUUUUCUCCACAAGGCUGGAAUGGGGGAACCUCUGGGGGACUAAGCAGACAGAUGGCCUAUUUUGGGGGGGCCUCCUGGCUCGGUGAGCCCUGGGUACCUUCCAGCUUUGCCUCUUGGAGGGCCUCAUUAGGAAAGGAGCUGCAGAGCUGCUCGGUGAAGGUACUGAAAUGCUGAAUGGCACGGCCAGAAGGGGCCGCGAGUCUCACCGCGUACAACUUCCUCCUUAGACACCGGGGAAACUGAGGCCCAGCUAGUGUAAGGAGCCCAUUUAGGGCUCCGUACUGCCCUAGGCUGUGCAAGGGUAGACUUGGUCCUGAAAGAUGGUCCCAGCCGACCACGGGGACAGGAUGGGAGAUGGAUCUUCUGGACCACCAGCCCAAGUGGAGGGUGGGGCGCUUAGGGAGGAAGCCCCUCGGGAGUGAGGGAACCUUCACCAGGACCCCAGCUCUGCUCCUGACCCCUUGCAGAAUGUGUUUCUGUUAAAGCUCUUCGGGAAGCUGCGGUAAUCAGCUCUGCCUUUGACCUCAAACUGGCAUCUUCCCCUGGUCUGUCGGCCCCACAGAAAGACGGGAACUUUCACGCCCCUCCCCCACCACCGACAAAAAGUAGUUCCAAAGUCUGGUGUCUGCGACCAGGAAGUCGCCCGCCGGCGCGCUGCAGCCGCCUCCACGCUCGCCUCCCACCGCCACCCCCAGCCAAUCCCAGACUGGCCCGUCUUCCGACCGUGAAGCGGUAACCACCUGACCCCUAGCGGCAAGAGCGAGGAACUGCGCCUCCCGGCCCGUGCAUGUCCCGCCGUUCGUUCUCAGACCGAGAACCCCCGAUGCAUGGACUCUGGCUGUCGUCGACGCAGACUCGUGCACUGCUUAACACCGUUUUGCUACCAUGUGGCGGCUGCAGAAAACGUCCUUAAACUGCAGCCCCACACACAAUUUUUGUACUUUCGUCUGACCUACUCGAGGGUGUCCUUUUUAAGUCCUAUUUGUUAAUAUUUAUAAUGACCUAUAAUUCAAAGUAAAUGAAAACGUUCACUGCAAUCGCA